Gastrolobium bilobum is the source of this 1554-nucleotide messenger RNA. RefSeq lists its product as uncharacterized. Gene Ontology annotation, cellular component: cytoplasm. The coding region runs from base 353 to 1363 and encodes 336 amino acids. The transcript has 2 exons. The record is from RefSeq and is a predicted model, not a curated record. Lineage: Eukaryota; Viridiplantae; Streptophyta; Magnoliopsida; Fabales; Fabaceae.
CGUACUCUUUAUCAAGGCGCUUCAGGAGAAGGCGGUUUGCCUAUGAAUUCGAAGAAAUUUAAGAAUUUUCUUUCACGAAAGUUUGAACCUGAUAAAAUCAAACCUUGUUCACUCAAUUGCAUUGCAACCCUUCGGAUUUAAUAUUUACUUUGGUUAUUACUUCUCAGUAUCAUUGAAUAUAUAAUUUCUUCUGCGUUUCGUAUAGGUUGAAUAUUUAACACCGAUUUAGGGCUUUCAACAGAGCUGCAGCUCGUGGUUCUGCUCCCCUUUCGCAGUUACGGUUUCAUCACGAUAGUUGAAGAAAAGGAAUUUUAGCCGGUUUUGUUUGAGAGAGGAACCACUGUUUACAGAAAUGAAAGAGGAAGAGGUGAACCGAUGUCAGAUCCAGGAAUGGUACCCAAAGUUCAAAUCUGUAUCCAUCAGGACCAUAAUUCAUCAACUUCCUGAAUCUUUCAUUCAGUACCUUCUUGAUGACUCCGGCCCCUUCCUAUUACCUGUUUCUGUCUUAAAUGAAGAUGCAUUGCCCAAUAGAAUUCAUAAUCCUGAUGAGGAAGAAGAUUUUCAGGUGUCAGAGGGAUCCAGCGACGAAGCAGAAGAACCUUCUCCUCCGCCUUCUUUUCCAGAACUCGAAUUGAAAAUUAAGGAAUCCAUUGAGUCCCUAGGGGGUACAGUCUUCCCCAAGUUGAAUUGGAGUGCCCCAAAAGAUUCAGCUUGGAUAAGCACUGCCGGUACCCUCCAGUGCACUACUUUUAGUGAGAUCGCGCUCUUGUUCCGAGCAUCUGACUCAUUGGUCCACGACUUGUGCCAUGCUUAUGAUUCCUGCCAUGACAAAUCUUCUUCCAGACCCCACAAUUUCUUUCUUGCCCUCCGGAAAUGGUAUCCAUCCCUUCAGCCAGACAUGGAAUUCCGGUGUUUUGUACGAGAUCAGAAACUAGUUGGAAUCUCUCAGCGGGAGGUUACCACCUUUUAUCCUGCUCUGCUUGAAAAGAAGAAUGGUCUCCUAUUGCCCCUGAUACAGGGAUUUUUCAACAAUUAUGUGAGAGCUAGAUUUGAGUCAGAGAACUACACAUUUGAUGUUUACAUUACAAAGGAUGAGAAAGUUAAGGUUGUGGAUUUCAACCCUUGGGGUGCCUUUACAUUGCCGUUGUUGUUUACAUGGGAUGAAUUAGAGUAUAUCUAUAGUCAAGGAGAUGAUUUUGAGUUUAGAAUUGUGGAAGAUCGUUGUGCUGUUAGGCCAGGCCUUAAAACAGCUGUUCCAUAUGAUUACUUGGAUACCAGCCCUGGAAGUGGUUGGGAUCAGUUUCUAAGGAAUGCAGAUGAAGAGUUGCAAAGACAAACCAGGUCUACAGAAGCUGGUGCAUGACGAUUGGAUGUUGUUUCUCAUUUGAGUAGUUUUCAUUUUCUUUCUUUUUUUUAAUUUUAUUUUGAGUUUUUUGACAAAGAAGGUGAACUUAUGUUUGAAAAAGGUAACCCUAUUGAGGGUGUAUUUUUUUUUUUAAAUUUAAGUUUUAUGUAAAAUGUUAAAUUGAAUAAAAGAAAUUUCAAAAAAGUAAU